Perkinsus marinus ATCC 50983 is the source of this 1336-nucleotide messenger RNA. Its product is annotated as Dus1p, putative. Lineage: Eukaryota; Perkinsozoa; Perkinsida; Perkinsidae. The transcript is spliced from 10 exons. Bases 1 to 1317 code for a protein of 438 amino acids. Gene Ontology annotation, biological process: tRNA processing. Gene Ontology annotation, molecular function: flavin adenine dinucleotide binding; tRNA dihydrouridine synthase activity. The record is from RefSeq and is a predicted model, not a curated record.
AUGUCCGAUUCGGUGUCGUCAAAGCCGCGCGGCUCUGAUGUGCGAGUGCAUCGAUAUGAAUGGUGGAAGUCUAUUGGUUCUCCCCGGUAUGUGACGGCCCCUAUGGUGGAUCAGAGUGAAUUAGCGUUUCGUAUGAUGACUCGAAAGUAUGGCGCGCAGUUUUGCUAUACUCCAAUGAUGCACGCGAAGUCCUUUGCUACGUCGAAGAAAUAUCGAGAGAAGAACUUCGAAACCGCUCCUGGAGAUUCCCCCCUGGCUGCCCAGUUUUGUGGUGAUGAUGGUGACGUUAUAGUAGAAGCCGCGAAGCAUAUAGAAGAUCAGGUGUCGUGCAUUGACCUCAAUCUGGGAUGCCCUCAAGGCAUCGCUAGAAGAGGCCACUAUGGAAGCUUCCUGCUAGAGGAACCUGAAUUGGUUCUCGGCAUUGUAGAGAAGAUGGUCAAGGGCAUAAAGUGCCCGGUCUCAGUAAAGAUUCGUCUGAUGACCGCUAAGGACGAUGAUGGUUCGGGGAGGCCGGACGUGGCUGCGACGAAAGAGUUUGUGAAGCGGUUGGAUGCCCUUGGAGUUGAUCUUAUUGCGUUGCAUCCUCGAACUAAGGAGUGGAAGGGUCAGUUGACUCAAGCCUGUUGGUGGCAAGCGGCUGCGGAGGUUCGUGCAUGCGUACCGGACAUUCCGUUCAUCGUCAACGGGGGCAUUUCGUGUUUCGAGGAUGUUGAGAAAUGCUUUAAGGUCACCAAAUGUGAUGCAGUGAUGAGCUCUGAGUGCAUCUUAGAGGUCCCGACCUUGUUCAGGGGCCCUGAGAAGGACGGUCCGGCCCUCAGCCAGUGCGAACUGGUGGAGGAAUAUAUCAAAUUUGCUAGAAUGUACCCUCAUACUGCGCCCCCGAGAUGUGUCAAGAGUCACGCCUUUCGCAUGCUCUAUGCCCCUCUGCAAAAGUUCAUUGAAGUGCGCGAGAAACUCGGAGGCUCACGUAGUGUGGAAGAGAUAUCUGUUGCAGUCAAGACUCUCGAUGAGCUUGUCAGAAAUGAUUCGCAACAGGCUGAAGUUGAUGCGAAUCCCUGGCCUUCACGGGGAUACUAUUGGCGACAUCAGAAACCUUUACUAUCGACAAGUGACCUCAUACGGAAGAAGAUUAUAGAAAAGCCAGAGGGGAUGGAAGAGCUACCAACACUGGGAGGGAGGAAACGGGAAUAUCGGAGGUUGAGCCGCUCACAGCGGAAGGCACUGCGCAAAAAGGAGAUGGAAGAUUCCCGAGGUGGUGAAGCGGAUCCAUCGAGCUCACCGAAGAGGAUUGCUGUUGACGCACCAGCUUGUACAUAGGCCUUUCUUAUAUAACGUA